UUUGAUAGUACACAAAUAUUUGAAGUGUAACCCGAUAUAUAUCAUAGAAAACCGCAUCACGAUUUCCGCGGGACUGUCGGGUAUAUAAGCCGUACUGCAGACCGAUGUCCAGCAGAAUAUACCCGGACUGUUUAUUUAAAAAAGGAGGAUAAAAAAGCAGGAAAAUGAGAGUAACUCUAUUAUUUUUAACCAUGUGUGUUGUAAUCGCGGUGGCUUUAGCCAGGCCACGUAAUGGGGAACGACGCCAGGACACAAACGAUCAAAGAAGAGGCAGGAUAGGUGGAAGAGGAAGAAAUAUGCAGUCGAAUGGAGACGGGAACAUGCAUAGAAGUGAAGACAGCAGCAGAAGCAGCGAUACCGAUGACAGCGAUAGCUCUCAGGAAGGCCAAGACCAAGGUCACGAUCAAAGUAGACGACGUCAAGGUCAAUAUAGAGGAGGCCACGGUCAAGGUCGAGGAGGUCAAAGACAGGAAGAAAGUGGUGACGAAUUACCCAAAAGUGACAGACCUGGAAUACCAACUGAAGCAACGCUUACUGAUAGAAACAGGUCAUCUCCAAGAACACCUGCUGAAACAGACAGACCAAGAACACCUGCUGAAACAGACAGACCAAGAACACCUGCUGAAACAAACAGACCAACUACAAGAACAUCUGCUGGUACAAACAGGCCAACUACACCUGCUGGUACAAACAGGCCAACUUCUAGAGCGCAACCAACCGAGGAAGCUCCUGCAGAUAGAAUAUAGAAAGACCUCCACUGAGAUAGCACCUGCUGUUUGAGCCGACGUGGAUUCUCUUAUUAAAUAAUAAACAUUUGAACAUAUUUCAAAUAAACUAAGUAUAAUAAUAAGAAGUAAUUUUAUUGCAGCUAUUUCCAUUUUAACUAAUAAUUUGGAAAUUUCAUCCAUAGUGUUUCAAGUAAUUUGCGUAUGUUACAUACAGAAAAUAUUCAGAUGUUGUUUUGUUAUUUGAAAGUCAGUGAGACUAUUUACAAUCAACUUACUCUUUGUUGAAUAUUAUUAGAUACUUAUGCUAUCUUAAAAUACAGCUAUCUUUAAAUAUCA
Molecule: messenger RNA, 1064 nt
Organism: Mercenaria mercenaria
Lineage: Eukaryota; Metazoa; Mollusca; Bivalvia; Venerida; Veneridae
Exons: 4
Coding region: 165-746 (193 amino acids)
Source: RefSeq, a predicted model, not a curated record